UUACCUGUGUUGUCAAACAGCAAACACCCACCAUUUUAGUUUAAAUGUUCAGUAUCACUCACACAGAGAAAUAAAUAUAUAAAUAGUCAUCUAAAAGAGAUGGGUGAUCCGGCAAGUAUGAUGGGGCACACAGGGGGCGGCCUUAUGCCUCCUCAACCCUACGGAAUGCAUCCCCAAGGUGAGGCCCCAGCAGGAGGUGAAAACGAGCCUAGAAAGCAAGACAUCGGUGAAAUCUUGCAGCAGAUAAUGAACAUAACAGAUCAAAGUUUGGACGAAGCACAGGCCAGGAAGCAUACAUUAAACUGCCACAGAAUGAAGCCUGCUCUUUUUUCGGUGCUAUGCGAGAUUAAAGAGAAAACUGUCCUAUCUCUUCGUAACACACAAGAAGAGGAACCUCCAGAUCCUCAACUGAUGCGGUUAGAUAACAUGCUCAUUGCCGAAGGAGUAGCUGGUCCAGAGAAAGGGGGUGGUGCUGGCGCCGCAGCUUCCGGAUCAGCUGCCGCACAAGCUGGGCAACCCGACAAUGCAAUCGAACACUCUGAUUACCGAGCUAAACUGGCACAAAUCCGCCAGAUCUAUCACCAAGAAUUGGAGAAGUAUGAACAGGCAUGUAACGAGUUUACCACCCACGUUAUGAACCUUUUAAGAGAACAAAGCCGUACUCGUCCCAUUACCCCUAAAGAAAUCGAACGCAUGGUUCAGAUCAUUCAUAAAAAGUUCAGCUCUAUUCAAAUGCAACUGAAACAAUCUACUUGUGAGGCGGUUAUGAUUCUCAGAUCACGGUUUUUGGAUGCCAGAAGGAAGCGGCGCAACUUCAGCAAACAAGCGUCAGAAAUCCUGAAUGAAUACUUUUAUUCGCACCUCUCCAACCCGUACCCGAGCGAAGAGGCUAAAGAAGAACUGGCAAGAAAAUGCGGUAUUACGGUAAGCCAAGUGUCCAAUUGGUUCGGUAAUAAGAGAAUUCGGUACAAGAAGAACAUCGGUAAAGCUCAAGAAGAGGCCAACCUCUACGCUGCUAAAAAAGCAGCAGGGGCAUCUCCAUAUAGCGGUACCCCCACACCAAUGAUGUCUCCCGCGCCUCCCCAAGACUCUAUGGGUUAUUCCAUGGGCUCUACCUACGAAAGUGCAGCUUACGAUGCCAGUAGCUGUGGCUAUGAUCCUAUGCAUGCUCAAGAGUUGUCACCUUAGGUAAAACUUUAAAAUUAAGUAAAGAUACUACCGACGUAUACUAUACUUGUAUACCAAACAGAGUAUACUAAUUUUUUUUGUAUUGUGCAUUAUAUACCGAGUCUGUUUAUUCGUCAACUGUUCGGCGGCUGAUUAGAGAACAUAACUUGCCAUUGGGUGCGAACGCAAAAGAAAGUAGUUUUUCCUACUUGAAAAUUGCCACCGUGGAAUUAAUGAAAUAUCGGUGAUAUAAUCUUGGUUAUAUAUCUAACAAUUACAACAGAAGUGUAAGAACAAACAGUGCAAAAGAAAUAUGGACAGCUUUAAUAAAUUCUUGUUUGUUUAUGUGCUUCGUUAACGAUAUGAAUUUUGAAGAAAAUAAGUAUUAAUGCGUCACGGGAAACUAACUUUCCUCGGCUUUGUACCCAUUUAUAGUAUUAAAUAACUUUAGUUCAUAUUGCAUAUUUUUAUUAUAGCACAAUAUUCUAUGAGAUUAUAUUUUAUUUGUUGAAGUUUUUUUUGUUAAACAGUAUAUAUUAUAUGGUAUCAGCUGACUUUUAAACAGACACCAGGCUAUUUUAGAUAAUAUUUAUGUGGUGAUUUUUUAAACUGUUACAUGAAACGUUUUUUAAUUCGUAUAUGAUUUUAUGUAUCAAUCUCUGUACUUUACAAAUAGAGAAUAAAUUAAUAUUUGAAGAA
Messenger RNA from Anoplophora glabripennis (Asian longhorned beetle), 1866 nucleotides. It is a transcript of the gene exd, whose product is annotated as homeobox protein extradenticle. Gene Ontology annotation, molecular function: RNA polymerase II cis-regulatory region sequence-specific DNA binding; DNA-binding transcription factor activity, RNA polymerase II-specific. Gene Ontology annotation, biological process: animal organ morphogenesis; embryonic organ development; regulation of transcription by RNA polymerase II. Gene Ontology annotation, cellular component: nucleus. The record is from RefSeq and is a predicted model, not a curated record. The transcript has a single exon. The coding region runs from base 100 to 1188 and encodes 362 amino acids. NCBI's taxonomy places the organism in Eukaryota, Metazoa, Arthropoda, Insecta, Coleoptera, Cerambycidae.